Molecule: messenger RNA, 1140 nt
Organism: Propithecus coquereli (Coquerel's sifaka)
Lineage: Eukaryota; Metazoa; Chordata; Mammalia; Primates; Indriidae
Gene: ASB18
Product: ankyrin repeat and SOCS box containing 18
Exons: 6
Coding region: 1-1140 (379 amino acids)
Biological process (GO): intracellular signal transduction
Molecular function (GO): protein binding
Source: RefSeq, a predicted model, not a curated record
AUGUCCACCUCUGAUGAUCUUCCCGACUACCCGCUGAACUCAGAUUUGGUGAAGAGAUUAAAGGCUGCCCUGGACGCCAAGGAUGAGGAGGGCGUGAGGAGUGUGAUCUGUGCUGAAGUCCGGCCCGUGGACGCCGUGAUAGAGCUGGCCAAUGACGACUGGAUGAAAGACCCCGCGGCUCAGCUGCCCCCCGGCAUGCUGCUAGGAGACCUGGACCAUCUUAAGCCCCUCAUGGACCAGUUCUUCCAGGAUGCCAACGUGGUGUUUGAGAUCAACAGGGGUGAGAUGGAAUGGCAGGUGAAAUCCCCGGCCACGUUUGGACUGUCAGGGUCUAGGUGCGCGCAGGCGCUGCUGGAGCACGGCGCCUCGGUGCAGCUCGCGGGCGGCGCGGGCCGGGACACGCCGCUGCACGUGGCGGCGCAGCGUGGCCUGGACGAGCACGCGCGCCUCUACCUGGGCCACGGAGCGCGCGUGGACGCGAGGAACGGCCGCGGCGAGACGGCCCUGAGCGCGGCGUGCGGCGCGGCCCUGCGGCCCGACGAGCACGCGCGCUGCCUGCGCCUGUGCGCGCUGCUGCUGCGGCGGGGCGCGGCGGCGGACGCGCGCGACGAGGACGAGCGCAGCCCGCUGCACAAGGCCUGCGGCCACGCGCGGCACGGCCUGGCGCGCCUCCUGCUGCGGCACGGCGCCGACGCGAGCGCGCUCGACUACGGGGGCGCCUCGCCGCUGGCCCGCGUGCUGCAGACGGCCGCCUGCGCGCCCGAGGACGCGCCGCAGCGCACCGUGCAGGCGCUGCUCAACCACGGCUCCCCCACCGUGUGGCCCGACGCCUUCGCCAAGGUGCUGAAGACCUGUGCCCCGUCCCCGGCGGUCGUUGAGGUUCUCUUCAACUCCUACCCUCAGCUCCGCGUGUCAGAGUCCUGGAGGGAGGUGAUUCCGGAAGAAGUAUUUCAGAUGCACAAGCCUUUCUACCAGUCCCUGCUCGCCUUGGCCCACACCCCACGCUGCCUGCAGCAUCUCUGCCGCUGCGCCCUUCGCAAACUGUUUGGCAAAAAGUGCUUUGACCUCAUACCCCUGUUACCCUUGCCGAAGUCCCUGCAGAAUUAUCUACUUUUGGAGCCAGAAGGUGUCUUGCACUGA